Molecule: messenger RNA, 1226 nt
Organism: Leopardus geoffroyi (Geoffroy's cat)
Lineage: Eukaryota; Metazoa; Chordata; Mammalia; Carnivora; Felidae
Gene: RTBDN
Product: retbindin
Exons: 6
Coding region: 334-1005 (223 amino acids)
Cellular component (GO): external side of plasma membrane
Molecular function (GO): riboflavin binding; signaling receptor activity; riboflavin transmembrane transporter activity
Source: RefSeq, a predicted model, not a curated record
UGCCUUUGCCCGAGUUAUUUCAACGUUUUUCUGUUUGUCGGCAUGUUUUUUUGCCAUGUCGCCGAGGCUGUUUCUCAAAACUUCUCUGUCGAGAGCCCAGACUCCGCUUUUGUCACCCCUUCUAAAGCUGGCUUCGUGGGAGCUCUCCGUGGUGCUGAUCUCAUGCGCUCCUGUCCACGGUGCUGAAUUCCGAGGGCAGCGUUGGGGGCUGAGGUCAGGGGAGAGAAAGGAUUGGCGAAAGGCAUAACCCAAAGCCUGGACAUAUCUGACACACGAGCACCCUGGCCGACCCAAAAAUGGACAAGGGGAAGCUUACUCUUAUCUCAGGUGGACAUGGCCUGCAGGGGCCACACUCGACCCAGGGGCCUGCCCUGGGCCCUAAGACUGACCCUGGUGUGGAUCCUGCUGGGGUUCUGUGGAGGGAGCCGCCCACUCCCAGCUCUGUCCCGGAGACACCAUAGGCUGGCGACCGAUUUCGGCACAGUCCAGCUGCACCUUGCGGAGAUGGACACGCCAGAGGCAUCGGACCCUGGGGCGGUCCCAGAACGCUGUGGGGAGCCGAGCCCUGGGUGCGAAUCCUUCCUGGGACAUCUCCAAGCUGCCCUCCAGAGCCGCUUCCGCCUGCUGUUAUUGGGGAUACGCCAGGCGCAGCCGCUCUGUUCUGAGCUCUGCGAUGUCUGGUUUGCCACCUGCGAAAGUGAUAUUACCUGCGGCCCAACUUGGCUUCCAUUCCCAGAAAAGAGGGGCUGUGAGCCUGGCUGCGCUACCUAUGAGCAGACCUUUGCCGAUGGGGCAGACCUUUGCCGUUCAGUCCUGGGCUACGUGCUGCCGGUAGCAGCUCCUGGCGCGGAUCACUGCCUCAACAUUUCCAUCUCGGUACUGCCGGGUCGCAGACACGAACGGAGGGCCCGGGAAAUCAGUUUCCCACGGUCCCGCCGCUCCCGCACCUGGAUCCUGGAUGCUGCGGGCAGCGGGAGUGGUAGUGGAAGCGGCAGCGGCCCCUAGGGGGCGCUGGGCCUUGGAUGGAAGAUGCGUCCCUUACCCCCACCCGGCCCAAGACACCCAGAGCGCCACCCCUCUCCCUCUCCGCUUUCUAGUUUCCAAAGUCCUGUCCCUCCUUCUGGAGUCCCAGAGACUAGCCCUUCUCCAGGUUAUUAGAGAAAUAGCCCAACUCUAGCUCAUUUUCCCCUCUUCCCCCACUGAAUAAAGUCGCCAGCUCGAAAGCA